Rhizophagus irregularis DAOM 181602=DAOM 197198 is the source of this 2119-nucleotide messenger RNA. RefSeq lists its product as uncharacterized. The record is from RefSeq and is a predicted model, not a curated record. Gene Ontology annotation, biological process: exocytosis. Gene Ontology annotation, cellular component: cell tip; Golgi to plasma membrane transport vesicle. Gene Ontology annotation, molecular function: guanyl-nucleotide exchange factor activity. Lineage: Eukaryota; Fungi; Glomeromycota; Glomeromycetes; Glomerales; Glomeraceae.
UUUUUUUUUUUUUUUUUUGUAAUAUUAACUUAACAAUUCGUCAUGACUGAAGCCGAGCCACCUACAAUUCCUGUAACAAACGGAGCUAAAGAUUAUACAGCAAAAGACAUUGAAAAAUUACAUGCUAGAAUUCAAGCAGUCAUUGAUAAACCUCCAGUAUCUAGUCCAAAAGUACAAUCUAAUACAGAUUCUAUACCGAGCGUUGUGCUAGAAGAAUCUGCCAAGGUUUCAAAUGAAUCAGGUUCAUUGAAUGAUCAACUUUUAACAUCUGCUGAUACGACAAUUAAAGCUUGUGAGAAUGAAGUUAUUGAAAAUGAUUUAAAGGAAUGUUAUUGUCAAAAAUUAAGUAUAAUUCCUGGAACAGCGAAUUGUAAUAGAUGUGAAAGAGUUGUUCCUGCGUUAGUAGAUUUACAUAAACAACGUUUACAACAGCUUGACGAUUUAGAAGUUGCUAAUAAUAGGAUAAAAGAAGAAUUUGACAAAGUAGAAAGGCAAAAUGACGAAAUUGAGAAUUUACGUAAAAGAAUUGAAGAAUUGGAAGAUCAAAUUGAUGUAAAAACUGAUGAAUUUAUUGCUUUACAAAAAGAUAUGGCUAUAUUAAAUGAUAAAUUUGUCGAUGAAAUUACUAAAGUUGCCGAAUUACAGCAUUCUAAAGAGGUAGUUGAAGGCGAAUUGGAAGAAUUAAGUAGAGUUUUGUUUGAGCAAGCCAAUGGAAUGGUUGCUUCAGCUGCAAAAGAAAGAUAUGAUUUAGAAGUUCAACAAAAAGCAUUAGAAAAGCAACUUAAAGAAACUCAGGAACGUCUAAUGGCCGAGAGUUCUCAGCUUAAAGAAUUAAGAGAGAAAAUGGAACAAUUAGUACAAAAUCAACCACAACCAGAAAGUAAAAGAUCAAGCUCAAGUGAUCCUUCAUUUAGAGCAAGUAUUGAUUUCGCUGAACUAUUUGGUUUACGUGAAAAAUCACCCGACGCUGCUGCUACUUUACCUGGUCCUACAGGAGUCGACGGAAUUGGUAUUGAUAAUGAAUUGAUUGCAGAUUUUCAGGAAUUUGUUGAACAAAGUCCGACUGUAAGGCUUCAAAAAAUUCAUACUAUUCCUUUUAUGCGUCAUUGUUUAGAAGAAGAUGUGGAUCCUUGUAUGAGAUUUGGAAGUAACCCUCGUGUCUCUUCACGUAGAAUAGUUGAUGCUAUUGUUGCAAACACUUGUUUUAUUGAAGAAUCUCCUCCUGGUGCUGAUAAAGAACAAGCUUUAAAUUCACAUUCUCCCAUUCGUAAUUCUGCUUCUAAGCCGAUGUUAUGGGAACGUCUUUCAGGAAAUUCAAAUUCUCCAAGGAUAGGUUGUCAAUGUUGUGGUCGGAUUGGUCCUUUGCCUUUUCAAUAUCGUAUAACGAAUUUAGAUGAUUGGUCUUUAAUUGAUCGUUAUUGCCGUGAUCGGCUGGUGGCUGUUUGCGAAUUUUACGUAUUUAUUCGUAAUAUUCGUCAAGGCUUAUAUAAUAAUAGGCCAAUUGUUGACCUUUAUGCUGAAUGUUUAAGAUUACGUUUACAAAUGUUUUAUGCAAGGUUAGGAGCGCUACCUUCUAUGCUAAAUACACUUGGAAUUAAAAGUGCAGAAUUAGCUUCUGCGAAGAAACCUUCUCGCGCGCCUUCCGAGACUGGUGAAAAUCAGCCAAAUCAAACUGGAGAAGAACCUGAAAUAACGAUGGUUGACGAACCAGCUGCUGUACAGAUUAUUGCACCACCACGGGAAUCAAGUCUUCCAAAUUUAAACACUCCUCCAGAUACACCUGAUGAUGAUACAGAGAAAGAUUCAAAUUCUUUAAAUAAUGGCCUUACGGUGUAAUAAAUUAAUGAUUGAAUUUUUCUUUCAAUAUUUUGCAGGGGAAGUCUUUUAUUUUCAAAAGUUGACCUGAUCUUUCAUUGAUGUUAAAUGCGUCAUAUUUUAAAUACGUCUUAGAUUUUGGUUGAAAGUUUUAAAGUUUAGUGAUAAUUAUUCAAGGCAUUUUUGUAGCGAUUAUGAUGGGAAUAGUAAUUUGAUGGAAAAAAUUUUUCCUAAAACAAUUCGGUUUAUGUAAAUUAUUUUAUAAUCUUUUAAUACAUUUAUUUUUGAAAAAGAAGUUGCAAUA